Molecule: messenger RNA, 4044 nt
Organism: Heterostelium album PN500
Lineage: Eukaryota; Evosea; Eumycetozoa; Acytosteliales; Acytosteliaceae
Gene: purL
Product: phosphoribosylformylglycinamide synthase
Exons: 2
Coding region: 1-4044 (1347 amino acids)
Biological process (GO): 'de novo' IMP biosynthetic process
Molecular function (GO): phosphoribosylformylglycinamidine synthase activity
Source: RefSeq, a predicted model, not a curated record
AUGACAAUUAAACAAUUUUAUAGAAAACCAGCAUUGUCAGAUGCCGUAUUGUCAGGUUUAAAGAAACGUUUGAAUGAAAAGUAUAAUCUGGCGAUCAAGUCGAUCUCCUCAGAGUAUUGUUUCAAUGUACAGUAUCCAGAUAGUCAUACACUGACUUCCGACGAGGUCAACACUCUGACUUGGUUGCUCUCAGAGACAUUCGAACCACACUACUACUCGGAGCAAUCGUUUUUAUAUACUGAGCAGCAACAACAAACUGCCGCUGGCAACUCAAUGACAACGUUGGUCGAAGUCGGUCCAAGAAUGAAUUUCACAACCACCUACUCCACCAAUGCAACAUCGAUCUGCCAGAGCUGCCGUUUGAAUAUAGUCGAUCGUAUCGAACGUAGUCGUCGCUACCUCGUGCAGUCGGAGCGUGUCUGGAGCGAUGCCGAACGCCAACAGUUUGUGGAGGAGGUACACGAUCGUAUGACAGAGUGUCUCUACGAGAAGCCAAUCUCCUCAUUCGAGACCGGUGUUGUUCCAAAGCAAGUUACAUACGUCCCAUUGAUGGAAGAGGGUCGUUCUGCGCUGGAGCGUAUCAACAAAGAGAUGGGACUUGCCUUUGACGAAGCCGAUCUCGCAUUAUAUACCGACCUCUUUAUGAAUCAUCUCAAGCGUAAUCCAUCGGAUGUAGAGUGUUUCGACAUUGGACAAUCAAACAGUGAGCACUCACGUCAUUGGUUCUUCAACGGAAAGUUGGUCAUCGAUGGACAACAAACACCAAAGACACUAUUUGAAAUUGUUAAAAACACAUUAAAAGUCAAUCCAAACAACUCUUUGAUUGCUUUCUGUGAUAAUUCCAGUGCCAUCAAUGGUUUCAAAACAAAAGUAUUGGUACCAAGUAAUCCAUCGGAAGCAUCAUCCUAUCAAUUGGGAGACCGUGAUCAACCAAUCAUUUUCACUGCAGAGACUCACAAUUUCCCAUCUGGAGUUGCUCCAUUCCCAGGUGCCGAAACUGGAACUGGUGGUCGUAUUAGAGAUACUCAUGCCACCGGUAGAGGAUCGCUUGUUGUUGCCGGUACAGUCGGUUACUGCGUCGGUAAUCUCAACAUUCCGGGUUACAAUUUGCCAUGGGAGGAUCAAUCCUUCCAAUAUCCAUUCAACUUGGCACACCCAUUAAAGAUUGAAAUCGACGCAUCCAACGGUGCCUCUGACUACGGUAACAAGUUUGGUGAGCCAGUCAUCACAGGUUUCACCAGAUCCUACGGACAACGUUUGCCAAACGGUGAACGUCGUGAGUGGAUCAAACCAAUUAUGUUCUCAGGUGGUAUCGGUUUCAUGGAUGCUCGUCACAACAAGAAGGAUCAACCAGAAGUUGGAAUGGUUGUAGUUAAAGCCGGUGGUCCAGCCUACCGUAUCGGUAUGGGUGGUGGUUCCGCCUCUUCCAUGGUCGGUGGUGACAACAAACAGGAACUCGAUUUCAGUGCUGUCCAAAGAGGUGAUGCCGAAAUGGGUCAAAAGUUGAAUCGUAUCAUUCGUGCUUGCGUUGAGAAUGAGAUGUUUGCCGGUCACAACCCAAUCGUUAGUGUUCACGACCAAGGUGCUGGUGGUGCCGGUAACGUACUCAAGGAGAUUGCCGAUCCACUCGGUGCUAAGAUCCACUUACAAAACUUCCAUGUCGGUGACCCAACUUUGUCGGCUAUGGAGAUCUGGGGUGCUGAAUACCAGGAGCAAGACGCCAUCUUGAUGCGCUCAGAGGAUCGUCCAUUGUUGGAGAAGAUCUCUGCUCGUGAACGUCUCCCAGUUGCAUUUGUUGGUGAUGUCACCGGAGAUGGUUAUGCCGUUCUCAUUGACGACCGUACCGGUGCAACUCCAGUCAAUCUUCCACUCGAAAAAGUUCUUCAAAAGAUGCCACCAAAGACUUUCUACAGUGACCGUAUCCAACCAACACUCAUGCCAAUUUCAUUGCCAAGUGAUUUAACAGUAAACUCUGCUUUGGAUCGUGUUCUUCGUUUGCUUUCCGUUGGAUCAAAGCGUUUCUUGACAAACAAAGUCGAUCGUGCUGUCACUGGUUUGGUCGCCCGUCAACAAUGUGUCGGUCCACUCCACACUCCACUCUCUGACGUCGCUAUUAUCUCCAGUGGAUACUUUGGUGUUACCGGUGCUGCCACUUCGAUUGGUGAGCAACCAAUCAAGGGAUUCAUCUCGCCAGCUGCCAUGGCUUAUCUCACUGUUGGUGAAGCGUUGACCAAUUUGAUGUGGGCAUCCAUUACCAGCCUUGGAGAUGUCAAAUGCUCUGGAAACUGGAUGUGGGCUGCCAAACUCAAGGGUGAGGGUGCCGCUCUCUACGAUGCUGCUCUUGCCAUGCAUGACACUAUGAUCGAGUUGGGUAUUGCUAUCGAUGGUGGAAAGGACAGUUUGUCAAUGGCCGCCAAGGCACCAAGUUCAUCGGGUGACGAGCUCGUCAAAGGACCAGGAACCUUGGUUGUUUCCACCUAUGUCACAUGUGAUGAUAUCACCAAGACCGUUACUCCAGAUCUCAAACUCACCUCACAACAAGACAGUGCCAUCGUUUACAUCGACCUCGGUGCCAACAAUAAUUUCUUGGGUGGAUCCGCUCUUGCCCAUGUUUACAGCCAAGUAGGUAAUGAUUCUCCACACUUGGAUACCAAGCUUUUGAAAUCUGCAUUUGAAACUGUCCAAUUGCUUGUCAAACAGAGAUUGUUAACUGCUGGUCACGAUCGUAGUGAUGGUGGUUUGAUUACCUCUUUGAUUGAAAUGUCACUCGGUGGUAAUCGUGGUAUGAAUGUCACCUUACCAACUAGCUUGCUCCCAGCCGGUUUCACUCAUGACGCACUCUUUAAGUUGUUGUUCUCUGAAGAGCUUGGUGCUGCCUUUGAGUGUCAUCGUACCAACUUGCCAGUUGUUAUGGAUAUCCUCAAGCAACACAACGUUCCAGCUUACGAAAUUGGUUACACUUGUGUCAACACUGCUGGAAAUGAUCGUUUCGUUGUUGUUGCUGCUGCCGAUGGUUCCGUUGUACUCGAUGCCGAACUUUCAGAUCUUUCUCAACGUUGGGAAGAGACUUCCUACCGUUUGGAACAAUUGCAAGCCAACGUUGCAUUUGUUGACUCUGAGAUGACCGAGUUGAAGAAGCGUGCCAUCGGUGGAGGACGUGGACCACAAUACCGUUUGAGUUUCACACCAUCGCCAACCAUUGAGUCGUCGUUGCUCUCUUCACCAAAUCCACGUGUUGCUAUCAUUCGUGAGGAAGGUUCCAAUGGUGAUCGUGAGAUGGCAGCUGCUUUCUUCACUGCUGGUUUCGAAGCAUGGGAUAUUGCCAUGUCGGAUCUCAUUGCUGGUACUGUUGUUUUAGAUGAGCGUUUCAAGGGUGUUGCAUUUGUUGGUGGAUUCUCCUAUGGUGAUGUACUCGACAGUGCCAAGGGUUGGGCCGGUUCCAUUCGUUUCAACACAUCUGUCUCCAAACAAUUCGAUGCAUUCUAUGGUCGUGCCGAUACUUUCUCACUUGGAUUGUGCAACGGUUGUCAAUUGAUGGCUUUACUCGGUUGGGUUCCAUAUCGUGGAAUCGAAGCUUCGCGUCAACCACGUUUCAUUCACAAUGCCUCUGGUCGUUUCGAAUCACGUUGGGUAACGGUUGCCAUUGAGAAAUCAAAUGCAAUCAUGUUGGCUGGAAUGGAAGGUUCGAUUCUUGGUUGUUGGUCACAACAUGGUGAAGGUCUUGCCUACUUCCCAGACGAGUCAAUUCUUGCUGAUGUCCAAGCAAACAACUUGGCACCGGUUAGAUACGUCGAUGACAAUGGUCAAAAGACCAAUGUAUAUCCAUACAAUCCAAACGGAUCCACUGAUGGUAUUGCAUCUCUAAUUUCACGUGAUGGUCGUCAUCUCGCAAUGAUGCCACAUCCAGAACGUAGUUUCCUCUCAUGGCAAUGGCCACACAUGCCUCAAAACAUUCAACAAGCUGUCGGUGGACUCUCUCAACCAUCACCAUGGCUCAAGAUGUUCCAAAAUGCUCGUUUAUUCUGUGAAUCCAACAAAUCAUAA